AUGCAAGCAGCAAACAUUUCGGAGGAGAGUAUUUACAAUGAAGCUAGAUAUUCAUUGUCGAAGCUAAAGAACUCUUGCCGGGACAUACUGGGCACUUCUCGAGUAACGCCUCCGGUUGAAGUUGUCCAACAGUUUUUAGACUUCUUAGGAGUGGAUAUUCUACCAGACGUCUUUUCUGUCGAAAUCGAAACUGAAUCCCUAACCUUAUGUACUAGCGCGCCUUUGGUGAUGGUUCUAGCUGAACUGUCUACCGAUUGUGGGGAUGACGAGAUCUCGUUAGUGAGAAAGCAGGUUCUUCGCACUCGCUGCACCUUUAUUGCCUCGUUGCCUGAGCGAUUGGCAAACAUUAUAUGUGAGUUGCAGGCGGUUGGCAAGGAUGUUGACUGUGACUGGGGGGUGUUACCGGACCGGAUAUGCCAAGCGUUGUGUUGCUUUCUCUUUGCGAUUUGUACCGCCUCGUCAGACCAAGAGCCGACGAUACCGAAUGAGGGCAAGACCUAUGAACUCAAGAGGUCCAGCGCAUUAGCCGUUUGCGACUUUAUGAUUCAAGCAGUGCUUGCUCGCGGAUAUAUUGGCAUGCUCUUCCGACAUUUUUUAAUUUCGUUGCGGAGCGCAACAAACAUUUCUACCAUGUCAAAUCUAACGUUUCCUUUUGUCUUAACGUCCAUCUACAACUGUGCAUUUACCAGUCGAGGCAAAUCAGAGCUGUUGGAGGCCACAAGCACCCCUAAGAGAUAUCGUGCGACUGUGUACUGGACUGAAUGGGUGUCGUGGCUCUUAGAAGCAUCCGCAAGUGAGCCAAAGACAAAGAAGUGUCUGAUAUCAACUUUGCUGCUGAUGAGGGAGGGUCAAGAUGAUCCGGUAAUGGCGGGGAAAAGCUCGCAUGUCGGUCAGGCGUUGGAAGUUGAGAUUUUUGCCACGUCCGCGUUCUACCUCCCAACAAGACGGGACGUUUUGAGGGUUAUAUUUAGGGAGGUCCUCCCCACUAUCUCUUUUCGUGGAGAUGGGGACAAACCGGGGCAUAUCCAGAACUUUGAACUUACGUUAUUCGCUGAAGUGUUCCGCGUUUGGGGCGAUCGCAACUUUGCAGAGAGCGCGCCAAUCCGACUCAAUACUACCUUGUCAAACAGUGUUAUGUACAUCCUGCUUCACAUCAAAGAGAAUGGCAUAUUUUGCGAGAGGUCCCAUUUCCCAUCUGCACUACUGCAACCGCUUUUGGAUGGGAUCUCGUUACGCCUUGAGUCCGUGCGUUCAGAAGAAACAAGAAACGAAGGCAUAACAGUAGCUGCAGCAUUUGCAUUAUUUUUUUCAUCCGAGGACGAUACGUUGAAUGGAGUUUCAGACCUGGAACUGUUUCCUGAAGCACUCAGCAAAUGGAUGAGACAUGAGCCAAACCAUGCACUGAUGCCCGGGUUGUCGCAUGAAGGGAUAACAGAGCGUACCCACCGCGUUGCAGGUGAAGACCGUGCGAAGUUUUUUCGUCAUUCUGCGGAAAAUGACGAAUACCCCCUUGACCCUGACGCCGAAUUUACUUUCUUUUGCGCUGGUGACACCAGUAAGUCAAAUGUGUUGGUGUCUUCCGGCACCGACAACGCCCUAUUUAAACACAUACCUAUUGCAAACAAUGAAGAAUUGACUUCUUUUGGGAAAACGUCUCAUGAAGCAGAUUCCCUGGAUGGUAUCGAUGUUUUGGUAACGCUCCGUGAGUCGUACAACGCCGUUAUGGGAAUAGGAAGAAGCACAAGUGCCCAACUUUAUGAGGUUCAACAGGAAACUGAAAGCGGACUUAGGGGACUCAAGUCUUCGUUGCAGGUGCUAAAAGGGAAGCUUGGCCGUUGGAACGAGCGCGUCAUCGAUGGGAACGUUUUGAGAACGAGAAGCACUUUGGGGGAGGAGCUCCACGUAAUGUUACCGUCGCUUCUUCCCGCCCUAAUGAGUAUUACAAUUCAUGCACCAGAACCACGGCACAAGGAGUUAGUGGAGUUAAGACUGUCAGUGUUAAUCGACAUCAUCAUUGUUUCCCCGGAAGUUGCUCUUGACCAACUAAGCAAAAUGAUAUACAGCAGCGGUUUCGGCAUUUUUCAACGUGUCGAAAUGGCCAAGGCCAUUGGUGAGGCGGCAAAGUUUCUUUCUCAUGUGAAAAUUCGAGUGGAGUAUGAGGGGAAGUUAAAACAAUAUAAUGACACUCAGUUUCGAGACCCACAAAAACGCAUUUAUCCACCUAUACCAAACGAGAGCAAGAGUAUCACUUCGACUGUGUUUACUGAAGGAAGGAAUACAAGGCGUUGGGGAAAUUCCACUCGUCGUAGGGCAUGCCAAGAAGAAAACGUUUAUACUAGCUAUCUCUCUGAAGUAGCUCCGCUGUUCAUAUCAGCCCUUCUGCAAAAAGCAGACGAUGACUAUUUUUCUUUUUUCCGGGACAAAGAUCCGUACGCCCCAGCAGAAAUCCUUCGAACCAUUUCUACAGUUGUUCAGCGUAUAGCGGCUGUUCGUCACGUAGCUCCGUCUCUUUGCGAGAACAUUGUACCUUUUAUUCUGGCUGUGCUAACCCGACACCCUCUCUCAGUUAUUCGAAAACAGGCUUGGAUUCUUAUCGGCGAGGUCAUGAGGUGCUGGUGUGGAGCUGGACCACUUGUUUUAGAUGAUUGCUCCUCAACCACUUGCCGUGAAGGGUUUGGGGGGAGCUCAUCGCACUUAUUUUCAGAGCAGUGGAUAAACGUCCAACAGGCGUUAGAGGCUAUUUUCGAUCGAUCGAGGAAUGAUUUCUUAUGCGCUGAAGUGGCCCUUCUUGUUGUUGUAGACCUGCGGGACCUGUUGGUGGCUAGGGCGGAUUUCGAGGAGAUGAACAAGCGUGUAGUGAGUGCGAGACUCAUCUCAGCAGUGGAGUAA
Molecule: messenger RNA, 2889 nt
Organism: Trypanosoma brucei brucei TREU927
Lineage: Eukaryota; Euglenozoa; Kinetoplastea; Trypanosomatida; Trypanosomatidae
Gene: Tb927.5.670
Exons: 1
Coding region: 1-2889 (962 amino acids)
Biological process (GO): protein stabilization; telomere maintenance via telomerase
Cellular component (GO): cytosol
Molecular function (GO): telomeric repeat DNA binding; Hsp90 protein binding
Source: RefSeq, a predicted model, not a curated record